AUGAAUGGCUUAGUUGAAGGUAUAUCUAAUAUAUCCCUGGAUCAAAAUCCGGGGAAAAAGCACAAACGACCAUUUCGUGCUUUCCACACUUUUGAUCAAUCUCAAUCUCAAUCUACAAAUGCAAAUACGUAUCCAGCUGCACCACCAGGGCAUUCGUCAUUGGUUAAUAAUGCAUCUUUUAAUAAAUCCCAUAUGAUAGGGAUGGUAAAAAAUGCAGGUCAGGUAUAUAAUGCAGCAGAACAAUCUUCUACCGGUACCACUUCCCAUAUAGUGCCUACUCAAAGGCUUGAGGAUCAGCAACAAAUGCUAGCCAGGACUUUCCUUCCUGAUGUAGAAUCUGUUCCUCCGUUAUUUUCCACGCAAUUUUAUUCUGCUAAUCAAGGCACAUGUGACCCUAGACUGAUGUCAUUAUCUCUAUACAAUAUUCCUGAAAAUGAGCAGCUCAGAUCAGCAACAAAAUUGCCAAUUGGUCUGAACGUACAUCCUUUUGCUACAGUUGUGCCUACUGAUGUGGAGAUAACAGCUAUUGAUACCCGCGGAGUAGGCGGUCCAAUACGUUGCAGACGUUGCCGUUCAUACGCAAAUCCAAAGUACAAAUUUACGUUUGAUUCUAAGUUCGUCUGUAACUUUUGUCAGAUUAAUACCCCGGUGCCUUACCAAUAUUUACCACAGCUCAGUCAAACUGGUGACCGUCCAGAUCUUUUACAACAUCUUGGAUUAGUCAAUGGAGUAGUUGAAUUUACUGUGCCGGACCUUUAUAAAAUCAAACAAGAUAGUGACUUAGUGCCGUUGCAUUAUGUUUUCUUGAUUGAUAUUUCAAUAUGGGCAAACGAGAAUAAGAGCUCCCUCGUUGCUAUUGAAAGUGUGAGAACAGCAAUCAAUUAUAUACGCGAAAACCAGCCUAAUUGUAAGGUUGCUAUUAUAGCCUUUGAUAGAUGGCUAAGAUUUUUUAACUUAAGACCUGAAUCCACCCAAGCGCAAGAACUCGUGGUCUCUGAAUUAAAAGAUAUCUUUUUGCCCCUUCACAAUGGGUUAUUUGUAAGACCUGAAGAAUCGAUGCAUGUCAUUCAAGACACCUUGUUGAAAUUGGAAUCUUUUAUUCAAGAUGAUAAAUUCAUGCACAAGAAUGAGGCAUGCUUUGGUUCUGCCAUUGAGGCAGCCGUAUUAGCCUUGAAAACCAUUACAAAUGGAAAUGGUGGUAAGAUCAUUGCCACUCUAAAUACCAUUCCUACUAUUGGAAACGGCAACUUGAUUAUUUCAAGGGACGAUGGAUUAAAACCGCACAUAAAAUGUGAGAACGAAUUUUAUACCAACUUGGCCAGGGAUAUGUUGAACUCAUAUAUUUCCCUGGAUCUGUUUUGUACAGGUGCUGGUUAUAUGGACUUAGCAACCUUGGCCUAUCCCGUAUUUAUCACUUCAGGAAACAUGAAGCAUUAUCCUGACUUCAAUGUUGAAAGAAGUGAAUUCAAAUUUGUCAAUGACAUUGUUCACUCAGUUUCUAGCACUGUAGGGUACCAAGCACAGUUGAAAGUAAGAUGUUCUUCAGGAUUGUCUGUUAAUAACUAUUAUACGAUGGCUUGUGGCAACAGUGAUAGAGAACCUAUAAUCCCUGUGGUAACCACAGACCAAGCUAUUAAUGUGCUCUUCAAAUAUGAUGACAAGUUGAAAGCCGGCACCGAAUUAUUUUUCCAGGCGGCCUUGUUAUAUACUGAUAUUAACGGAGUUCGAAAAGUUCGUUCGAUGAAUAGCAGUGCAGCAGUUAGCAACAAUAUCCACGAAAUUAUUAAAUUUUUGAACCAAGACGUGAUCAACAGUCUGCUUAUCCAUGACGUUCUUUCUAAGCUAGAUAACUGCCAGUUCCCAAAAAUCAGAGAAACAAUCGACUCAAAAUUAUCGGACAUCUUAACCCAAUACAGGGCAUUAGUUGAUAGUUCCCAUGGUUCACAGUUGAUACUUCCAGAUUCACUCAAGUCAUUGCCGGCGUACUUGCUGUCAUUUGAAAAGUCUGCACUGAUGAGGAAUAACAAAAACUCAAGCCGUGGCAAUGACAGGAUCAUUGACUACUUCAAGUUGUACUACUACAAUCAACACCAAUUAGUCUACAAGCUGUACCCUCAGAUCUUCCCUCUGCAUGAGAUUUUGAGUGAUGAUGAUUUUACCUUUUACGAUCAAAAUAACCUACUACUUCAAUUUGACUCUGUCGAAGCUCUCAGUGUUCGGAACUCCUAUAACUCCCUAGUAAAUGGUGGUUGUUACAUGAUCUUCCAAGGUGACACCAUCUAUAUAUGGUUUAAUGAGAACACCAACAGGCACCUAUUGCGUGAUUUACUAGUUGGGGGCGAAGCUGAGGAAGUGCCAUAUGCUUCUGUAACCCUUUUCGGUGGUCAACUACCUAUUCUAGAAACAGACAUUAACGUUCGCGCACGCAACAUUGUCCGUUAUUGGUCCCAGAUAGUGUCCCAUUCUUACCUUCCUGUGGUAUUAUUAAGACCCAAUGUCGACCAGUACUACUCCCAUACUAUGACUUACCUCAUGUGCGAGGAUAAAUCUGUAGAGAUGAUUGAAAGUUACGACACCUACCUACUUUCUCUACAUCGCAAGAUCAAGGACAACAUCGAAAAUGAACGUUAUACCAAGUUAAGUAAUAGUGGGAAACAUCUUCAUGAAAACCUUGCGGAGAGGUUUAUACAGUUUUAA
Molecule: messenger RNA, 2697 nt
Organism: Eremothecium cymbalariae DBVPG#7215
Lineage: Eukaryota; Fungi; Ascomycota; Saccharomycetes; Saccharomycetales; Saccharomycetaceae
Gene: SFB3
Product: Sfb3p
Exons: 1
Coding region: 1-2697 (898 amino acids)
Biological process (GO): endoplasmic reticulum to Golgi vesicle-mediated transport; COPII-coated vesicle cargo loading; intracellular protein transport
Cellular component (GO): COPII vesicle coat; endoplasmic reticulum exit site
Molecular function (GO): zinc ion binding; SNARE binding
Source: RefSeq, a predicted model, not a curated record